AUGGAAGCCGACAUCAGAGCUGUCCUGCCAAACAUCGACCCGGUCGUCUCGGACUACUCGGUGGGGUAUUUGACGCACGCCUCGACGGCCUGGACCGACGAAGAAGAGCUGUCGCCGCUGACUGCGGCCGCUUCCGCCAUCACCGAGCUUUUGCUCUCGGCUUCUGGAGAGUUCGACCCCGGCAUCGAGGAAAAGGUCAAGCAGCUGGUGGAGAAAUGGGUCGGCAGGUACGCCGAAGCAAACGGCGGCCAGAGGGCAGGGCCGUCGCUGGUAAAGAGACUGGACCAAACCAUCCAAGUGAGCACACAGCGCAACAUGUCCUCAACCUUGGCCGUGGCAACUGGCGGUGUCGACCUGGAGUCUGCAAAUGCCCGCAAGGUCGAGUCCAAAGUCGAUCGCAAGAAGCUCGAAAAGGCAGAGCGCAAGAUUGCCGCCAAGCAGCAGAAAAAGACUUUCAAGACCGUCGAAUACGAAGCGUCCCGCCUGCUGGACCAGCCGCAAGACGCACAAUCCUACGAAGAGUUUUACAUGGCAGUCAAUCCCCUGCAGAUUGGAAGCUCUGGAGCCAACAAGAGCAAGGACGUCAAACUGGACAAUAUCGACGUGUCCAUAGGCGGCAACAGAAUUCUCACGGAUACCACUCUCACCCUGGCGUACGGCCAUCGCUACGGUUUGGUCGGUAACAACGGUGUCGGUAAAUCCACGCUCUUGCGCGCGCUCUCCAGGAGAGAAGUUGCCAUACCCACGCACAUUUCUAUUCUGCACGUGGAACAAGAGAUCGCCGGAGACGACACCACUGCACUGCAAGCCGUUCUCGACGCAGAUGUUUGGCGCAAAGUUCUCCUGAGAGAACAAGAUGAACUUACUGCUGCCCUGGCCGACCUGGAAGCCCGUCGUGCCCCCCUGGCCGAUACCUCCGCCGACGCCGCCAAGCUCGAUCUCGACAAGGAAGCCAAGGACGGAAAACUGGGAGAGAUUCAAGCCAAACUGGCCGAGAUGGAAUCCGACAAAGCAGAAUCGAGAGCGGCGAGUAUUCUGGCUGGUCUUGGCUUCUCGCCCGAGAGGCAACAAUUCGCCACCAAAACCUUCUCCGGUGGUUGGAGAAUGCGUCUGGCGCUUGCCCGUGCCCUGUUUUGCGAGCCCGACCUGCUUCUGCUCGACGAACCGUCCAACAUGCUGGAUGUCCCCUCCAUCACCUUCCUCUCCGGAUACCUGCAAAGCUACACCAGCACCGUGCUCGUCGUUUCUCACGACAGGGCGUUUUUGAACGAGGUAGCCACGGACAUAAUCUACCAACACUCGGAACGACUGGACUACUACCGCGGCGCCAAUUUCGACUCCUUUUACGCAACGCGCGAGGAGCGAAAGAAGAUUGCCAAGAAGGAAUACGAAACUCAAAUGGCUCAUCGAGCCCAUCUCCAAGCCUUCAUCGACAAGUUCCGCUACAACGCUGCCAAGUCUUCCGAGGCGCAGUCCCGCAUCAAGAAGCUGGAAAAGAUGCCGGUCCUGACCCCGCCCGAGUCAGAGUACAGCGUCAAGUUUACGUUUCCCGACGUGGAGAAGCUUUCACCCCCGAUCAUUCAAAUGUCCGAGGUGUCCUUUGGUUUUACCGGAGGCGAGCCUCUGCUGCGGAACGUGGACCUGGACGUCCAGCUGGAUUCUCGCAUCGGCAUCGUGGGUCCCAACGGUGCUGGCAAGACAACGAUUCUCAAGCUCCUCAUUGGCAAGCUGCAAGUAAACACCGGCAUAGUGACGGCGCAUCCUCGCCUGCGGAUAGGCUUUUUCGCCCAACACCACGUCGAUGCUCUUGACCUGAGCGUAAGCGCAGUCAGCUUCAUGGCCAAAACCUAUCCUGGAAAGACGGAUGAGGAGUACAGAAGGCAGCUGGGAGCGUUUGGCAUCACCGGCACGACCGGCCUGCAGAAGAUGGCGUUGCUUUCAGGCGGCCAAAAGUCAAGAGUAGCGUUUGCCUGCAUCGCCAUCACCAACCCUCACAUCCUCGUGCUCGACGAGCCGUCGAAUCAUCUGGAUAUCGAAGCCAUGGAUGCCCUUGCAGAAGCUCUCCAGGCUUUUCAAGGCGGCGUCCUCAUGGUAUCACACGACGUCACCAUGUUGCAGAUGGUGUGCACGUCCCUAUGGGUCUGCGACAAGGGCACGGUUGAAAAGUUUGAUGGCGACGUGCAGGCUUACAAGAAGAAGAUAUCAGCUCAAGCUGACGCAGCAGGUGUCGUCAAGGCCCAUUAG
Ustilaginoidea virens is the source of this 2244-nucleotide messenger RNA. RefSeq lists its product as uncharacterized. Gene Ontology annotation, molecular function: ATP binding; ATP hydrolysis activity. The transcript has 3 exons. NCBI's taxonomy places the organism in Eukaryota, Fungi, Ascomycota, Sordariomycetes, Hypocreales, Clavicipitaceae. The record is from RefSeq and is a predicted model, not a curated record. The coding region runs from base 1 to 2244 and encodes 747 amino acids.